Messenger RNA from Lactuca virosa, 432 nucleotides. Lineage: Eukaryota; Viridiplantae; Streptophyta; Magnoliopsida; Asterales; Asteraceae. The record is from the annotation of a GenBank genome assembly.
AUGAACGAAGAUCAAAUGAGAGGUCAGUUUAAACGACUUAGUGAAAAUGCAAAAAAGUGGGUCGAGGUAUAUCAGGAAGCAUGGCAUCGAAGAAGAAGUGGAAUGAGUCAAAAAGAUAUUAAGAACGAAGUUGUUUAUGUGGCAAGUGGGAACAAGUUUAACGACAUUAUUGUUUUUAAUGGAGUUAUGUGUAAACACGAGAAGUGGGCUUUAGAGUUAGAUUGUGACACAACACGUUCUCGUCCUGAAUGUGAAGUGGGUAACGAAGAAAGUGGUGGUAGCACGAAAAGAUCAAGGACUACUGAAGAAGGGGAGUAUUGUGUUCUAACCCAGAAACGCCGACUAGUGAUGGUUCAACAGUUAAACAUCCAACAGGCAGAAAUGCGGCUAAAAAAAGGAAAAGGCAAGGCCUAUAAUGAAAUUGCUACAUAA